This is a messenger RNA of Staurois parvus, 470 nucleotides long. The record is from the annotation of a GenBank genome assembly. NCBI's taxonomy places the organism in Eukaryota, Metazoa, Chordata, Amphibia, Anura, Ranidae.
UUACAUCAGGAAUCCUCAUCAACGUGCCCCCUUACAUCAGGGUCCCCAUCAGAAUGCCUCCUUACAUCAGGUGUCCCCAUCAGAGUGCCUCUUUACAUCAGGUGUCCCCAUCAGAGUGCCCUCUUACAUCCGGGUCCCCAUCAGAGUUUGCCCCCUUACAUCAGGUAUCCCCAUCAGAGUGCCUCCUUAGAUCAGGGUCCCCAUCAGAGUGCCCCCUUAGAUCAGGGUCCCCAUCAGAGUGCCCCCUUACAUCAGGGUCCCCAUUAGAGUCCCAGUUUACAUCAGGGUCACCAUCAGAGUCACCUCUUACAUCAGGGUCACCAUCAGAGUGCCUCCUUACAGCAGCUAUCCCCAUCAGAGUUCCCCCUUACAUCAGGUAUCCCCAUCAGAGUUCCCCCUUACAUCAGGUGUCCCCAUCAGAGUUCCCCCUUACAUCAGGUGUCCCCAUCAGAGUGCCUCCUUAGAUCAGG